This is a messenger RNA of Nomascus leucogenys (northern white-cheeked gibbon), 1281 nucleotides long. It is a transcript of the gene LYSMD2, whose product is annotated as LysM domain containing 2. The record is from RefSeq and is a predicted model, not a curated record. Lineage: Eukaryota; Metazoa; Chordata; Mammalia; Primates; Hylobatidae.
CGGCGGCGGCGGCGGCGGCGGCGGCGGAGGAGGAGGAGGAGGCGCCGCCCCCUUGGCGAGCUCCCCGACCCGGCGGCCUCGGAAGGACCCAUGGCGGAUUCCUCGCCUGCACUGUCCCUGCGGGAAGGCGGCCCGCGCGCGCCGCGGCCCUCGGCCCCCUCGCCGCCGCCGCGCUCGCGCUCCGGCUCUGAGUCCGAGGAGGCCGAGCUGUCGCUGAGCCUGGCCCGCACCAAGACCCGCUCGUACGGCAGCACCGCCAGCGUGCGGGCGCCGCUGGGCGCCGGCGUCAUCGAGCGCCAUGUGGAGCACCGGGUCCGCGCGGGCGACACGCUGCAGGGCAUCGCGCUCAAGUACGGUGUCACGAUGGAGCAGAUUAAAAGGGCCAAUAAACUGUUUACCAAUGAUUGUAUAUUUCUGAAGAAAACUUUGAACAUCCCAGUUAUAUCAGAGAAGCCUUUGUUGUUUAAUGGACUUAACUCCAUUGAUUCUCCAGAAAAUGAAACUGUUGAUAACAGUUUUUCUCAGGAAGAGGAGCCAGUGGUGGCCGGGGAAGACCUCCCUCCUCCCAGUCCUCAAGAAUCUGAUGUUCAGCCUGUGCAGCCUGAGGAAGUGUCAGCCAGAGAUUUCCUGCAGAGACUUGACUUGCAGAUUAAGUUAUCAACACAGGCAGCCAAGAAGCUAAAAGAAGAGAGCAGAGAUGAAGAAAGUCCCUAUGCAACUUCCCUCUAUCACAGUUAGGUGAUUUGGGGGCAUAACUCUAACCAAAAUUAAGAUAUGUUUGGACCAUAAGGAAUCCAACAACUGAAGAUUCAAAAACAUCCCUUCUGGAUUCCUAUAGUGUCCAUCUUAAAAUCAUAACUAGGUAGUUCUACCUGCUGCAAUUGCACUGAAGUGAUUAGUUCCCUCUGGCUUUCUAUAAUUUUAAGUCUUUAUUAUGGCAUGAUGGCAAGGUUGUAUCCUAAAGCUCAUCACUUUUGUAGGUGGUGUUAGUUUUUAGACUAGCUUUUAUAAAUACUAAUUGACAUAAAGCAUCAAAGACUAUUUAUAUAUUUAGGCUAAAGAUAAUGUUUAUCUCCUUAUGCAAUCCUGAUUAUGUGAAAAUAUGGUUGCUGUUUAAGUGAUGCUGAAUUUGCUGUGCGUUUAUAACUUAAGUGCUAUAUAUAUAUUUCGAUAUGUCUUACAUAUUCUCUAUUAAUAUAAAGAACCAAAUUUUGUCUGCUAUUUUGUAAAAAUAAGCUACAAAAGCCUGAAUGAGAAAAUAAACUAUGUUUUCAAACUUGA